This is a messenger RNA of Musca domestica (house fly), 1748 nucleotides long. It is a transcript of the gene Ugt305A1, whose product is annotated as UDP-glycosyltransferase UGT4. The record is from RefSeq and is a predicted model, not a curated record. The coding region runs from base 20 to 1723 and encodes 567 amino acids. Gene Ontology annotation, molecular function: UDP-glycosyltransferase activity. NCBI's taxonomy places the organism in Eukaryota, Metazoa, Arthropoda, Insecta, Diptera, Muscidae. The transcript has 5 exons.
CGGCUUAGUCAUAAACAAAAUGAAUUUCAAAGCGAUAACAUUGGCAAUAGUUCUACUUAUUGCUGCGGAGCAAUGUCGGGCGAAAAAUAUUCUUUGCCUACUGGGAGUUGGUACCCAGACGACCAAUAAAUGGAACUAUGCCCUGCUCAAUGAACUGGAACAACGAGAUCAUCACCUGACAGUGGUCACCUCAAAUCCAGCCAAUGAAUUCGAAGACUCUUUUCUCAAUGCCGAAUUUAUACACCUGGAAAAAACCCAAACAUUUCUCCGGCAACGCUACGAAGCUCUGACCCAUGCGGAGUUGUUGCACCAGUCCACCUGGAAGUUUGUCGUUCAUUGGUAUGACAGACAGAUGGCCACAUGUCGGGCUAAUCUCGAAUCAAUUGGUUUUUCAGAGGCUCUGCACUUGGCUGUCAAAGAGAAACGCCAAUACGAUCUGAUUAUUUACGAUGUCACAUAUGGAGCAGGUUGUUUGUUGCAUUUGGCCUAUUUGUUUGGCCAGACGCCAAUAGUUGGCCUUGCCAGCGGGCAUUUGAAUGUUCAAAAUUUGUUGCCGCUGUCGGUAGCAGCAGGUGAGCUAUUGAAUCCGUCACUGCACCCGUAUGUUUUGAGCGAUUUCGGCCGGGAUAUGAGCUAUUGGCGACGUUGGCAUAAUAAUGCGCUGUAUGCUUUCGAUUAUUUAUAUCGAAAGUUACUGGUAAACCCCGUGAUUGAAGGCAUCUGGUCCACGAAUAUGCAAUCGAAGAGCAUCGUCACGCCCAAGAAGUUUGAUAAAUUAUUACCACGUUUCAAAGCCAUUCUGGCCAAUUACCAUCCCUCGCUGCACACGCUACAAAGCUUACCCAAUUACAUUGUUCCCGUGCCAGGUUUACAUAUCCAAGGACCACAGAAGCUUAACGAAGAUGUCUUGAAGUUUGUGGAGAGCUUCAAAAAGGAAGUUAUUCUGAUUGAUAUGGAGAAGAACCUAUUGGAUUCGGAUCAUAGCCAGGCCCUCUUGGAUGUCAUUAAACAAUUUCCCAAUAAUGGUUUUGUGUGGAUUAAUGCCAAGGGCAAGGUGUCGGGAAAGAAUGGCGGUAAAAACUUGCUGCAGUUGAACAAUGUGGAGGCUGGACAAAUAUUAGGUCAUGACAAGGUUAAGUGUGCAAUAGUGUUACCCGAACUUUUGAACGUCCAGGAGGCAUUAUACCAUGGUGUAACACCAUUGACCAUUACAACUUCUCCGGAACAAAGAUAUCUUGCCCAAAGGCUAUUGGAACGCAAACUUGGACUCAACCUGGAGCUCUAUAAAUUCGACAAAACCCAACUUCACGAUACCCUAAAAUCCUGUCUCAAUGACAAAACGCUACACAAAAAUGCCCAACAAUUCUCUGCAUCGUUGAAGAAACAACCAAAUCCUUCACUUGAGACAGCCAUAUGGUGGGUGGAACAUAUCUCAGAAAACCCUCAGGCCCAGGAUCAUUUAUUAGAUGCGAAAUCCAGCCUUAGUUUCCUGGCCCUGCGUGGUCUCGAUAUUCUCUUGGUUGUGGAAAUUUUCCUGGUCCUCUGUGCCGUCAACUCGGUUUUCAUUUUGCGGCAAACAUUUUUAAAUUUCAAAAAUGCCGCCCAGAAGGCAAAAGCCAAGGCAAAGAAAAGUGUCAAUGAGAGAGCUGUGGAUGUUGUCAGGAAAGAGAAGAAAUUGAGUGCUGACAAGAAGGAGAAAAAGGCGAAAGCAAAAACUUCUUAAAGACUGAGGAAUAUUUUUUAUUAAA